This is a messenger RNA of Paramecium sonneborni, 3055 nucleotides long. NCBI's taxonomy places the organism in Eukaryota, Ciliophora, Oligohymenophorea, Peniculida, Parameciidae. The record is from the annotation of a GenBank genome assembly.
AUGAUAAAUUAGCAAGAGUAUACAAACAUGAUUAUUAUGGCCUUUUAAGGUAAAGAGAGUGGAGCUAGAAAGAAAGCAGAAGAAUUAUUAAUACAAACCUGUCAGAAUGAUGUUAGAUCUAUCGAUAUUUUAUGUGAAUUAUCAACAUAAUAAAAUGAUUAAUUAUUAGCUGAAUAAGCAGCAAUUACAAUAAUAACUGCUGUUAAAAAAUUCAUUGCGAACACAAGUAAUAAAAUUUGAUAUUUAAAUUAGAACCAUAUGUUGUUGAAAUGAGAUUGCAUCAUGUUGAUCUAUUUGUUUAAAUGCUAUCAAAAUAAAUAUCAGAUAAAAUUAAAUCCAGCAUAUAAUAAGCAUUAUAAUAAUUAGUUUGUUACGAUAAAUGUAAAUAAAUAAAUAUAAUUGAACUUUAGAGAAUCACUUCAAGACUCAGCUUAAAUAACAUAUCAUCUAAUCAAUUGAAAGUAGGUUAGAAAAUAUGGUAGUGUCUGCAUUUUUUAUUGCCGAAACUUUAUAAUUAGAUACAUAAUGGGAGUGGUUUUAAUCAAUUAUCAAGGCAGGUAAAAUUAUUGAUAGUUUUUCUUAAUCUACAAAAGUACUAUGGGCUAAAGUUCUUUUUAAUUAAUUAAAUAAACAAUUCACAACUUAUUAAAUUAGUUUUGUACCAGAACCAAUACAAUAGUACUUUAUAUACAAUGAAGAAUUGUGUUAAGUAUUAAUUUUAAAGACUCAACAAUUAACUUUUGUAGGUGAAGAUUUAGAUUAUUGUCAUUUUGUUGUUGCCUCAUAAAGAUUAAUAUAUGAUUCAAUACUUAAAUAGUUUAAAGAUGCAAUCAUAGCUAAGAAAUGCCCAUUUUUAGAUAUCAUAUGUAUUCUAAGUGAUGCUUACAUUUAAAGUCUUGUGGCUUUUACAAUGUCAUAGAAUUUUUAAAAAGAUAACAUUAAUCAGAAUCAAUCGAAUUUAAUUAAUGAAAUCAUUAAAUUUUUGGCUAUUUCAUGCAAAAGUAUUUAAGUCUAUCAUAUAUUUGCGGAAUAUAGAAUGGCUAUUUUUAUUGAUAUCAUUUUACCAUUCUUUUCAUCAACUUAAAAAGAAAUAAAUGAUCUUAUUGAUGAUCCAAAUGAAUUUGUUCAAUUAACUUAAGAUAUUUUAGAUGAAUAAAAAUCAGAUAUCAUUAAAUCAUCUAUUGCUCAAUUAAUUAUAGCUUAUUGUUAACAAAUUGAUGGAUCUAUAUCCUUCUUUACAUCAUUCUCUAUUUUAGCUGCUUCAUAUUGUAUUUAAAAAGUUUAGAAUACAGAAAUAAAAGAGUAAUUGGGAUUAAUAAUGGAAUUAAAAGAACAUUAUUUUUUAAAAUCUAUGAAUAUUAAUCUGUUAUUAGAAUCAUCCUUAUUAAUCUUAUCAAUUGUAAGUAAUUAUCUUACCUAAAGAAAUGAAGUAGGAUUAAUUUUUAAAUCAUUUAUAAAUGAAUAUGGUGAUUACCUAUUAAAUUAUUCAAUACGUAAAUCAAUAAUAUAUAAUUUUAGCUCUCGUUAAAGCUAGACUUUGUACUUUUAUAGGUUCAUUUUGUAAAACAAUUUUACAUGAGAAAGAGGAAUUCUCUUAUUCUUUACUUAAAUUUUUAAUGAAUUAGAUACAAUCUUAAAAAAAUGAUUAAUUUGCUAAUUGUUAUUGUGCAAUAGAAGCUAUAAAAAAUAUUAUUGAGGAACCUAGUUUAGAAAAAGUUUUGGAAUCUUCAAUUGGAUAAAUUUUAUUAGUGUUAUGUGAAUCUUUGCUAUAAAGUGAUUUUGAAGUUCAUUUUGAAACAAUUAAAUAAAUUUAUAAGUAAUUGUUAGGUUAAUAAUUUAAGAACAUUCAAACUAGAAGCAUCUAUAUUAGAUUAAUCAUUAGGUCUAAUAGUUUUAAAAAUAUAAAAAGAAUAAUAAUUAUUAGAAUAAGGAUAAACUGAGAGAUAAAUUUUAAUUAAUUAAACUUGGAAUAUACUUAAGGCAUUACCUGAAAUUGAGAAUAUCAUUCCAGUACAUUUUAAUCUUUUAGAGAAAAGAGUUUCUGUCUUAUAUAAGUAUAUUAUAAGUAAUUAAUAUUUUAAUUUUUUAGAUCCUAAUAUCAUAGAUUUUGAUGAGGAUAUUGUAUAUUUUAUAUCACAAUUAAUAUUUAAAACUAAAUUUAUUAGUGAUUAUUAAGCUGAAAUGUUAUUUUAAUGUAAUAAAGUAAUAGAAAAAUAAAAAUUUACACUUGGAUAAUUAUUUGAGCUUUUUAAUUAUUACAUUUAUUAUGGAAAAACAUUAUUUUAAAAUAUCAAAGCUCAAGAAUUUGUAAUGAUUAUAUAUCUAAAUUUAGUUAAUUUAAAUAUUAGAAUCUGUAUUUAAUAAUCCACAUAGAGGAGAAGCUUCUUAAGGAGAAGCUAUUUUAUUAAUACACUUACUAAUUUAAGAAUAUUAAUUAAGUUAAGAGGUUUUAGCAUACAUUUAUACAAAAAUCUUAUAAAGAUCUUAAUUUGAAGUAAAGAAUGAUUUUUUGAGAGCUAGAUUAAUGGGAGUAUAUAUAUCAGGUUUUAUAUAAAAUUGUCCUUAAACUUUAGCAUGGAUAGAAUAAUAAUAAGGAUUUAUUUAUGAUCAUAUAAUUGAUUCAAGCAAACAUUGUUAACCAGAUUAUGAUAGUCAACUUUAUGUUUAUGGAUUCUGUUAACUCUUAUUUAAAAACCCUUAACAUCUUAAUAUAACUUUGCUUUAAAAUUUUGUAUCAGUUUUAAAAAAAUAAUAUCAUCAUGAUUUAAAAAAGGCAAAAGAUGAUAAUAAUGAUAGUGAAGAUAUGUUCGCAUUUAAUGAUGAAUUAGAAGAUGCUAAAAUUACAAUGGAAACAUUUCUAUGCAAUAUUAACAAAUAUAAUGAAUUUGAUUAAUUUCAUCUUACAUAUUAAUAAAUAAGGAAAACCAUUAAUAUACCAGAAUUAAUAUAAAAUGAUCCUAUUUUAAAAAAAGAUCUUGAUGAAUUAUUGAAAAUAAAUAAAUUUAAUUAAGAGUCUAGAAUAAUUUUAAAAUUGAAAAAGAGAAAAUAACCAUGA